AUGACAACACGAUUAGAAGAAGGCGGUAACGUCGAAGCGCACGUAACCAAAAUGACGGAAUUAUUUCAACGUUUCAUAGCCUAUGGAGAUGAUUUAAAGCCGGAAUUUAUUUUGUGUGUCACAAUUCUCAGUUCAUUACCGGAAAGCUAUGACGUAUUGGUUACAACGUUGGAGAAUCGCAAAGAUGAAUUAACAUCGAGUGUUGUUUGCUCCGCUGUGAUUGCGGAAUAUCGAAAACGUCUCGAACGAAGUCGCGAUAAUACUGAAGCUGUAUUAAGAAUUAGCUCGUCAGCUAAAAGCGGAUCAUCAAAUGAAAAAGGACAAACAGUUGACAUCAGUAAAUCGAAAUGUCUUUUCUGUAAAUGUAAAGGGCAUUGGAAAAAGGAUUGUCGUAAGUUACUUACGCAUAAAGAAAAGAAGAAUCAAGAUCAACAAGGUAAGACUCAGCAGCAGAUAAAUUCAGCUGAAGCUAGCACUGCCGUUCAACAUUUAUUCGCAGCAAUGAUGCUAAAUAACGACGGUUGGUUAGUCGAUAGUGGAGCAACUAAUCACAUGGUGAGUAAGCGUGAAAUUUUCACCGACAUGAAGAAGCAUGUUGAAAGUAUCUACGUAGCAAACGGUCAUAAAGUAACUGCAAUCGGCAAAGGAACAGUCAAUGCGAAAUUCAUAAAUAAAUUAGGUAACAUUACAGCAGUUUCGAUUGCAAAUGUUUUGUACGUGCCACAAAUACAAGGAAAUUUUAUUUCUGUACGACGUUUGACCAAAAUGGGAUAUACGGUGACUUUCGACAAUGAAGAGUGCAAUAUCGUUCGUGCACAUGAUGGAAUACAAGUUGCAUUGGGCGAACCUUGUGGAAAUCUGUACAAACUGAAAACACCAAAUAUUAUAUGUGCAGUAGGAAAUUCAGAUCCGGUAGCAAUGAAGAAUUGCGUUCAUCAAUGGCAUAGCAUAUUCUCGGCCAUAGAGACAUCCGGGUAG
Vollenhovia emeryi is the source of this 978-nucleotide messenger RNA. RefSeq lists its product as uncharacterized. The transcript has a single exon. The coding region runs from base 1 to 978 and encodes 325 amino acids. Gene Ontology annotation, molecular function: zinc ion binding; nucleic acid binding. NCBI's taxonomy places the organism in Eukaryota, Metazoa, Arthropoda, Insecta, Hymenoptera, Formicidae. The record is from RefSeq and is a predicted model, not a curated record.